AUGUGCGGGUCCGCGGACGCCAUGAAUCGGGAAGAUCAUUUUUAUCCUUCUCAGGUUUUUAAAGACUCCUGUGCCUACCAGAGAGCACACGGGGAGGACUACAGCCACAGCCCGCCGCCCUGCCUCUACAUGAGCAGGCAGGUCCACUCCGUCUACACACCGCCGUCCAUGGGAGCCUUGGAGCAGGCCAGCCUUCCUGACAUUGCCUCUUACAGUCUACCCAUGCGGGAAGAUCCAGGUGUGCCUCAGCUCCACCAUCCUCAGGGGCUCCAGCAGCAGCCUCUCCCGCCUGCUGCAGGCUAUGGAGACACGGGGGAACAGAGCACAUAUCACCUCCCUUUCCCCUGGAUGAAAACCACAAAAUCUCACUCACACACCUGGAAGGGACAGUGGGCAGGCCCAUACGUGAUAGCGGAAUCAGAGGAAAAUAAACGCACGAGGACUGCCUAUACGCGAGCCCAGCUGCUGGAGCUGGAGAAGGAGUUCCUGUUCAACCGCUACAUCUCGAGGCCGCGCCGCGUGGAGCUGGCGCUCACCCUGAGCCUCACCGAGCGCCACAUCAAGAUCUGGUUCCAGAACCGGCGCAUGAAGUGGAAGAAAGAGGAGGACCGGAGGAGGGCAAGGGGGGGUGACCCGGACCAGGACUCCUCCAUCAGCUCUGGGGACCAGGGGGAGGCCGCGGGAGGGGUCACAUCUACGAACGGAGCUCACACCACCUCACCCCCCGUUUCCCCGUUGCACGGUCCCGCCCUCUCCGCACCUAAGGCCAGGGAGCUCGCAUAG
Molecule: messenger RNA, 783 nt
Organism: Perca fluviatilis (European perch)
Lineage: Eukaryota; Metazoa; Chordata; Actinopteri; Perciformes; Percidae
Gene: pdx1
Product: pancreatic and duodenal homeobox 1
Exons: 2
Coding region: 1-783 (260 amino acids)
Biological process (GO): regulation of transcription by RNA polymerase II; type B pancreatic cell differentiation
Cellular component (GO): nucleus
Molecular function (GO): RNA polymerase II cis-regulatory region sequence-specific DNA binding; DNA-binding transcription factor activity, RNA polymerase II-specific
Source: RefSeq, a predicted model, not a curated record